UCCCAGGGUCUCGGGUUGGGGGGGGUGGAGCCGCACUUCGUCGCCGCGGGGGUGCCGGGACUCCGGCCGCAGUGCCGCCGCCAUCACGGACUUCCUGUGGGACAAGCGCACGGGCCUCGCCGCCAGAACGAUGCCUCAUCCUCGAAGGUACCACUCUUCAGAGAGAGGCAGCAGGGGGAGUUACCAUGAGCACUAUCGGAGCCGAAAGCAUAAGCGACGAAGAAGCCGCUCCUGGUCAAGCAGCAGUGACCGUACACGGCGGCGCCGACGGGAAGACAGUUACCAUGUCCGUUCCCGGAGCAGCUAUGACGAUCGUUCAUCUGAUCGGAGGGCAUAUGACCGGCGAUACUGUGGCAGCUACAGGCGCAAUGACUACAGCCGAGAUCGGGGAGAAGCCUACUAUGACACAGACUACCGGCAUUCCUACGAGUACCAUCGGGAGAACAGCAGUUACCGCAGCCAGCGCAGCAGCCGUAGGAAGCACCGACGGCGGAGGCGGCGCAGCCGGACGUUCAGCCGUUCGUCUUCGCAGCACAGCAGCCGGAGAGCCAAGAGUGUAGAGGACGACGCUGAGGGCCACCUCAUCUACCACGUCGGGGACUGGCUACAAGAGCGAUAUGAAAUUGUCAGCACCUUGGGAGAGGGGACCUUCGGCCGAGUUGUACAGUGUGUUGACCAUCGCAGGGGUGGGGCUCGGGUUGCCCUGAAGAUCAUUAAAAAUGUGGAAAAGUACAAGGAAGCAGCUCGACUAGAAAUCAAUGUGCUGGAGAAAAUCAAUGAGAAGGACCCUGACAACAAGAACCUCUGUGUCCAGAUGUUUGACUGGUUUGACUACCAUGGCCACAUGUGUAUCUCCUUUGAGCUUCUGGGCCUUAGCACCUUCGAUUUCCUCAAAGACAACAACUACCUGCCCUACCCCAUCCACCAAGUGCGCCACAUGGCCUUCCAGCUGUGCCAGGCCGUCAAGUUCCUGCAUGAUAACAAGCUGACACAUACGGACCUCAAGCCUGAAAAUAUUCUGUUUGUGAAUUCGGACUACGAGCUCACCUACAACCUAGAGAAGAAGCGGGAUGAGCGCAGUGUGAAGAGCACAGCCGUGCGGGUAGUAGACUUUGGCAGUGCCACCUUUGACCAUGAGCACCAUAGUACCAUUGUCUCCACCCGCCAUUAUCGAGCGCCAGAGGUCAUUCUUGAGUUGGGCUGGUCUCAGCCUUGUGAUGUGUGGAGUAUAGGCUGUAUCAUCUUCGAAUACUAUGUUGGCUUCACCCUCUUCCAAACCCAUGACAACAGAGAGCAUCUAGCCAUGAUGGAAAGGAUCCUGGGUCCCAUCCCUUCCCGGAUGAUCCGAAAGACAAGGAAGCAGAAAUAUUUUUAUCGGGGUCGCCUGGAUUGGGAUGAGAACACAUCAGCUGGGCGCUACGUUCGUGAAAACUGCAAACCACUUCGGCGGUAUUUGACCUCAGAGGCAGAGGAACACCACCAGCUCUUCGAUCUGAUUGAAAGCAUGCUAGAGUAUGAACCUGCCAAGCGGCUGACCUUGGGCGAAGCCCUUCAACACCCUUUCUUCGCCCGCCUUCGGGCUGAGCCACCUAACGCCAAGUUGUGGGACUCCAGUCGAGAUAUCAGUCGGUGACGAUCUGUCCCUGGGCACCCCUGUGUCUCCUAACAGCAGUGGGUGUCCAGUCCAGGACACUGGUGCUUUUUUAUACAAGAGAACAGAGCCGGAGCUCACUCCUUCCUCCUGGCUCCCUAUGUACCUGUGAAUAUGUGAAAUAGUGUAAAUAUGAAAGAACUUGUACCACCGCUUCAACCCCUGCCUUGUACAUAAUGCUGUUCCAUCUCACACUCUUCCCACCCUCACCUGCCCCUUCAACAGCUAAGUUGGAUCUGGGCAGAAUGAGGUAACCAGAAGGGAUCUACACCAUGUUUUAUAAGGAAUUUUGUACAGUCUUUGUGAAAUAAAAUGAUGUGCUU
Molecule: messenger RNA, 1974 nt
Organism: Budorcas taxicolor (takin)
Lineage: Eukaryota; Metazoa; Chordata; Mammalia; Artiodactyla; Bovidae
Gene: CLK2
Product: CDC like kinase 2
Exons: 13
Coding region: 131-1633 (500 amino acids)
Biological process (GO): protein phosphorylation; regulation of RNA splicing
Cellular component (GO): nucleus
Molecular function (GO): ATP binding; protein tyrosine kinase activity
Source: RefSeq, a predicted model, not a curated record